UUUUUUCUUCACGCAUUCUCAGUUUGGGUUUUACAAAAUUUGCUGAAUAGGUAGGUUUCAAAGUAGGACGUUAAUAAAUCCAUCUCUGUAAAGGCUUUGAUUUGUAGGUUUUGUGUAGAAGAAAGUAAGGAUUACAUCAUGCAGAUAUUCGUGAAGACAUUGACGGGAAAGACCAUCACUCUGGAGGUGGAAAGUUCUGAUACCAUCGACAAUGUAAAGGCGAAGAUCCAGGACAAGGAGGGAAUUCCUCCCGAUCAGCAGCGCCUCAUCUUUGCAGGCAAACAGCUGGAGGAGGGGCGUACCCUUGCCGACUAUAACAUCCAGAAGGAAUCUACCCUUCACCUGGUUCUCCGUCUCAGGGGAGGAAUGCAAAUCUUUGUCAAAACCCUAACCGGCAAGACUAUCACUCUGGAGGUGGAGAGUUCAGACACCAUCGACAAUGUCAAGGCCAAAAUUCAAGACAAGGAGGGGAUUCCCCCAGACCAGCAGCGCUUAAUCUUUGCCGGUAAACAGCUGGAAGAAGGCAGAACCCUAGCGGACUACAAUAUCCAGAAGGAGUCCACCCUUCACCUCGUUCUGCGCCUUCGCGGAGGGUUUUAAUUUUAUAUUGCUGUUUUAUUUGUAUUCCUGAUAUAUGUAUACGAGAUCUUUGAUCGAAUGAAUAAAUCUCUCUUCCAUUAGCGUGCAA
This is a messenger RNA of Cryptomeria japonica (Japanese cedar), 688 nucleotides long. RefSeq names its product polyubiquitin. Gene Ontology annotation, cellular component: nucleus; cytoplasm. Lineage: Eukaryota; Viridiplantae; Streptophyta; Pinopsida; Cupressales; Cupressaceae. The transcript has a single exon. Gene Ontology annotation, biological process: modification-dependent protein catabolic process; protein ubiquitination. Gene Ontology annotation, molecular function: ubiquitin protein ligase binding; protein tag activity. Bases 139 to 600 code for a protein of 153 amino acids. The record is from RefSeq and is a predicted model, not a curated record.